AUGGAGUCGUAUAGAGGUAGCAGAUCUGUUUCCCGCAUCCCUUCCUCUCCUCCUGCCUCCGAGGAGGACGAGCUCUUCCACCAAGUCUUUGACUGGAACUCCUACUACCAGGAUACCCAAGACAUUGGCACCUUUCCCUCUGCAUCCUCCGUCAACCAGUCCAACUGGCAGCUGCCCGAAGACUACUACCAAUUGUCCAAGGAGUUUGCCGGUGCCGAGUCGUACCCCAUUGAUGCCUUUUCCCUCGAGGCCCUGCAAUCCGACUUUUACAGGAUGAAUGCCUCGUUUCGCUCCGACGAGGACGAUGAGGCCCCGUCCCCGCCGUCCGACUACACCACUAGCCACUCCCCACCCGAGCUAGUUGCCGCCGGCAGCACCUCGCCCUCGGAGCAUUCUGGCUCGUCCUCGUCGGUCCUCGAUGCGGUCCACGAUGCUCACUAUGCCAGAAUCGCCCUCAGCGAGGCCAAGUCGCGAGAUGACGAGUGGACCUAUCCUCAAGGCGAGCUUUCCCCCAAGCAGCUGCCUGUUGGGUACCCAAGCCACGUCCAGUUGCAUGAUGCAAGGUCGCCAGAGACUGCUGCCGCGGCCAGCCUCAAGCGUCGUCGUUCUAGUAAUGAGGUCGAGAAGAGGCACCGCCAGCUUCAGGAUCCCAUGCAGACCGCAGACGUCCGCAAGUCUGGUGCAUGCGUACCCUGCCGUGUCUCCAAGAUUCGUUGUCAUGAAAGUGGUGUGUGUCCCACGUGCCGGAAGGCCUUCCCCGAGCACUCCCACCUCGUAUGCAACCGUGUCACUCCCGGUAUGACAUGGCCCGUGAUUGGAAGAAUCCCAGACAUCUGGUCCGAAGAUGCUGCCGAGGAAGAGAUGAUGUGUCACGGCCCGCGCUUUCACACUGGCAACCCCAAGAAAAUCCUCCUCUACCUGACCAAGGACUCUUCUUCCGCCCCCCUUCGGGUCACCGUGCAGGCAUACCGUCCUCAAGAAGAUGCCAAUGAAAGUGGAGGCCUCCGUAUGGCCGACUUUCCCCGCGAUGAGGUCCCGAGCCACGGGCAACUGCAGGGGUGGGUCGAAGAAGAGAUCAAGCGCGAGCACACCACCAAAUUUCGUUAUGCUCUCCAAAGCUUCAUGCUUGCCUACCAUCAAGAUGGCGAAGGUCUCCCAAGACAUCGCCUCGUGAGCAAUGUGCACAAGCUCAACUGCUUCUUCCGCAUCUGGAAGACUGAUGCAUUUUGGUGCCGUGACCCGACCAACAAGUUUGUCAGCCUGCCCCUCUCCGUGCAGGCGCGCUUGAGAAACAUUGCCCGACAGGGCGCACGCUUCAUCGAGCACGACAUCCUCAAGGAGUUGGAUGAGAUCCUCGCUCAGCAAGGCUCCACCAAGCCCGACGAGCGUCUCGCCAUCUGGGCGAGCUUGUGGCAGCUUAUUCUCAUCUACCGUGAGACGCUGGCCACCUUUAAGAAGCACAUGAGCAGAAUUGCCAAAAGCUCCACUGAAUUUGACCCCAUCGCUGCUGAGCAUGGUCGAUUGUACCGAUGGAUGGCAGACAUGGUCUUCCCUCUGAUGACCACCUUCUACCACUAUCAGUUCCGCACCAAGAAGAGCCUGGAGGUCUCUCUCGACUGGCUUUCCUCUUCCAAGUAUCCCAGCAAGGCGUGCAAGAGCAAGGUUCUUCAAAUGACAGCCAAGCAUCUCUUUGAGUCUCGCAAGGACUUUUACUCUCGGGUCCAGGGCUCUUCCAACGAGAUUGACAAGUUGCUGGCUGCUCUCGUUGUCAACCAUGAGCUCAAGAAGCUCAAUGCUCGUCGGCGGAAUCCCAAGUCCAGCUCCAGCAAGUCCAAGGGCUCACGACAUGACGAUUGUGAUGAUGACGACGAGUAG
Molecule: messenger RNA, 1875 nt
Organism: Beauveria bassiana ARSEF 2860
Lineage: Eukaryota; Fungi; Ascomycota; Sordariomycetes; Hypocreales; Cordycipitaceae
Exons: 5
Coding region: 1-1875 (624 amino acids)
Biological process (GO): regulation of DNA-templated transcription
Molecular function (GO): zinc ion binding; DNA-binding transcription factor activity, RNA polymerase II-specific
Source: RefSeq, a predicted model, not a curated record